Messenger RNA from Malaya genurostris, 1329 nucleotides. It is a transcript of the gene Fib, whose product is annotated as rRNA 2'-O-methyltransferase fibrillarin. The transcript is spliced from 3 exons. Gene Ontology annotation, cellular component: Cajal body; small-subunit processome; box C/D methylation guide snoRNP complex. NCBI's taxonomy places the organism in Eukaryota, Metazoa, Arthropoda, Insecta, Diptera, Culicidae. The record is from RefSeq and is a predicted model, not a curated record. Gene Ontology annotation, molecular function: histone H2AQ104 methyltransferase activity; rRNA methyltransferase activity; RNA binding. Gene Ontology annotation, biological process: rRNA methylation; box C/D sno(s)RNA 3'-end processing. The coding region runs from base 202 to 1152 and encodes 316 amino acids.
UUUGUCGUUGCUUACUUGAUCGUCGUUCAUAAACGUAAAACAAAUCGAAGCGCGUGUACCGCAUGUUUCCAAUUUUCUAAACUAACCGGCGGUUUUUAUUAUUUUCGUAUAAAGUAAUAUUUUCUUGGUAGAGUUGGCUGUGCCACAACACUCACUUAAAGUGGUAGUUUAAGUACGUGAUAAAAGAUUAUUUUCGAUUGAAUGGGUAAACCAGGAUUCUCCCCCCGUGGCGGCGGUGGUGGUCGUGGUGGAGGUGGUGGUCGUGGUGGUCGUGGAGGUUUCGGUAGUCGCGGAGGAGGUGGAGGUGGUCGUGGAGGAGGAGGCGGACGUGGUGGCUUUGGAGGACGCGGUGGAGGAGGUCGUGGUGGUCCUGGUGGACGCGGUCGAGGUGGUGGUCGCGGUGGCGGUGCUAAGGGUGGUGGCUUUAAGGGGGGGAAAACUGUAGUGAUUGAACCACAUCGUCAUGAGGGUGUUUUCAUUGCUCGCGGGAAAGAGGAUGCUCUGGUCACGUUGAAUCUAGUACCUGGAUCAGAAGUUUACGGCGAGAAACGAAUAUCCGUUGAGACGAACGGAGAGAAAAACGAAUACAGAGUGUGGAAUCCGUUCCGAUCAAAACUGGCUGCUGCAGUGCUUGGGGGAGUAGAGAAAAUUCACAUGCCCCCUGGUUCGAAAGUAUUAUACUUAGGGGCUGCAUCUGGUACUACAGUGUCGCACGUCUCUGAUAUUGUCGGACCAGAAGGUUUAGUCUACGCCGUAGAGUUCUCACAUCGCUCGGGUCGAGAUUUAAUAAAUGUGGCCAAAAAACGAACCAACAUUAUACCUAUUAUCGAAGACGCUCGUCAUCCGCAUAAGUAUCGGAUGCUGGUGGGUCUUGUGGACACAGUCUUCGCAGAUGUUGCCCAACCGGAUCAGGCACGUAUCGUUGCCUUGAAUUCUCAUCAAUUUCUGCGAAAUGGCGGUCAUUUUGUGAUUUCCAUCAAAGCAUCCUGCAUUGACUCUACUGCUGUCCCAGAAGCAGUUUUUGCAUCGGAAGUGAAAAAAUUGCAGGCUGAAAAACUUAAGCCUCAGGAACAGAUUACUUUAGAGCCGUAUGAACGCGAUCAUGCCGUUGUCGUAGGUGUGUACAGACCACCACCGAAAAGUACAUCAUGAAUUAUUGUAGCUAUUAAGUCCUAUUUUUUUUCUUUUAAAGUUUACGUUUCAGUAAUGUUAUGACUAGAAACAUGUUUCUAACAGCAAAGAUUCACAAACUAAUGCUUUUGUGAGAUGCAAAUAAUAUAAGUAUAGUACCCAAAUAAAUGUGACACGCGAGAAAAUUCAAAUGAAACA